UCACAUUUACUUAACUAAGGUAAGAUGACAGAAUCAUAUUUUCAUAUUAUGCAGUGGUGUUCUUGUGAAAACGUGAGAAAAAGUGGAAGAUUCCUAUUUAUUCUCCCCUACUUUAGCAUGUAGUAGAGACACAUAAAUAAGGGAAAAUUACAAAAUAUCAUAUGAGAUUCUGCUUCAACAGAAUAUUACAACGUUUAUGGUAGAAAACAAUGCUAAAAACCUGCUGAUAUUAAGUCACAGUGUCACAGAAAUGUGCAUCUUAUCAGAGUCACAUGCUGGACAACAGGCCACUUAUUCUCUAUUCCUGCAUCCACAGCUAGCGGAUGUUUAUGGGAAUGUGUUCUGCAUACGUCUGGGAAGACACAGAACAGUGUUUGUGUCUGGGUGGAAGAUGGUGAAAGAAGCCAUAGUGACGCAGGCUGACAACUUUGUGGACCGGCCUUAUAGCCCGAUGGUGACCAGAAUUUAUUCAGGGAACUCAGCGGGUCUUUUCUUCAGUAAUGGGGACGUGUGGAGGAGACAGCGGCGUUUCGCCAUGGCCAUGUUACGUACCUUUGGCCUGGCCAAGAGCUCCAUGGAGCAGAGCAUCUGCGAGGAGAGCCUUCAUCUCCAGGAAGUGAUGGAGAAGGAGAAAGGUUGGACAAAAAAAGAACAAAACAGAGAGAGAAUAAAAUGUAACAGAAUGGAAAGCAAAAAUACACACAGACAUUUCUUCUGCUCAGGUGAGCCAUUUGACCCGGUGCCCCUCUUAAACAACGCUGUGGCCAACAUCAUCUGCCAGAUCGUGUUCGGAAGACGGUUUGACUACAGCGACCACAACUUCCAGAGCAUGCUGAAGAACCUGACUGAGAUGGCCUAUUUGGAGGGCUCCGUAUGGGCUCUACUAUAUGAUUCGUUCCCAGCACUGAUGAAACGCCUGCCGGGGCCUCACAACGGCAUCUUCAGCAGCUCCAAGUCUCUGGAGGCAUCUAUCAGGGCAGAAAUAGAGAGGCACAAGUUGGAUCUGGACCCCGGCAACCCACGAGAUUACAUCGACACCUUCCUGAUAGAGGAGAAAAACAACAGAAACAGUCAACUGGGUUUCGACGAAGGCAACCUGGUUCUGUGUUGUCUGGAUCUGUUCCUGGCUGGUAGUGAAACCACUUCCAAGACCCUGCAGUGGGGCCUCGUCCACCUCAUCAAGAACCCUCAUAUCCAGGACAAAGUCCAGGCAGAGAUAGACAGAGUGAUCGGACAGACCCGCCAGCCCACGAUGGCUGACAGACCCAAACUGCCCUACACUGAUGCGGUCAUACACGAGAUCCAGCGGAUGGGAAACAUCGUUCCUCUGAAUGGACUCAGAAUGGCCGCCAAGGACACGACAUUGGGCGAUUACUUCAUACCCAAGGGGACCUCAGUGAUGCCCAACCUGACCUCGGUGCUGUUUGACAAGACUGAAUGGGAAACUCCUGACACCUUUAACCCUGAACACUUCCUGGAUGCUGAGGGGAAGUUUGUGAGGAGGGAUGCAUUUUUACCUUUCUCGGCAGGAAAGCGUGCAUGUCUCGGUGAAGGCCUGGCGAGAAUGGAGCUGUUUCUGUUUUUCGUCAGUUUGUUACAGAAAUUUUAUUUUUCCACUCUGGAUGGAGUUGAGCUGAGUUCAGAGGGAAUCGUCGGCGCCACACGCACACCGUACCCCUUUAAGAUCUACGCCAAAGCCCGCUGAAUCCUGCAGCCUAUCCUCUACUAUACACUGUAUGCUAUAGUAAAAAUAUUAUACAUCUUAGACGACACAUGCUACAUCCAUGGCUAGUUUUCCUGUCUAGUUUAAACCAGUCCAGUAUAGACAGCAUUCAACAAUAUGUCUACAACAUGUGUGUGACAUACCGAAGCUGAUGGGAGCACGAGGAAAUGUUUCAUAUAAGGCGAACUGCAGCAUGCUUUGUUUUGCCACAACACAUAAUCACAUAAUGUGCGACGUGAUGCAUUAUCGUUUUCCAACACUGACACUGUUAUGUAACCAGCAAGCAGCAGCAAAACUCUCCAAAUAUCUUAUCAAUCAUGUCUAUUAUUACCCACUUUCAGUUAGACUAUUGCAUACUAUAAAAAAAAUGUUUUUACAGAAAGGCCAGAUUUCGUUCUCUCUCUGUAACUUGUAGGUUACCUACAGUUAGUCCUGUCACAAUUCUUUUGUUGAAUGAAAUAUUGUCCAAGAAAUAAUUACGAUAAACAAUAUUAUUGUCAUUUUAAGACCAUUUUAUGGCACCGAUAUAAUGACAAUAUAGUAGCAUAAUAAUGCAAGUACACACCUUCAAGGAGAUGUAUUGUACGAUUAGCGAUAACGUAAAAACUAUCGAGGUCAUGUCCAUAUAUCGUACGAUAAGUCGAUAAUGUAAAAAUGCUCAAGGUCAUGUCCAUAUAUUGUACGAUGAGUCGAUUGCGUAAUUAUCGUGACAGGCCUACCUACCGUUUGUGUGAUUGGAUUUAUUUCCUGAUAAGGUUAGUUUGCAAAUUGCUGCUUUAUUGUCACAGGCAAAAGGCACUGUUGACUAAAUGAAUAAACACCUGUGUGUCAAAAGGUU
Messenger RNA from Sebastes umbrosus (honeycomb rockfish), 2561 nucleotides. Its product is annotated as cytochrome P450 2J2-like. Gene Ontology annotation, molecular function: iron ion binding; oxidoreductase activity, acting on paired donors, with incorporation or reduction of molecular oxygen, reduced flavin or flavoprotein as one donor, and incorporation of one atom of oxygen; heme binding. Gene Ontology annotation, cellular component: cytoplasm; intracellular membrane-bounded organelle. Gene Ontology annotation, biological process: xenobiotic metabolic process. The transcript has 7 exons. Bases 197 to 1705 code for a protein of 502 amino acids. The record is from RefSeq and is a predicted model, not a curated record. NCBI's taxonomy places the organism in Eukaryota, Metazoa, Chordata, Actinopteri, Perciformes, Sebastidae.